AAAAUGUUUAUUGUCAGAUACGUGACUGAAUCUUAACGGAUGAGCGAGGUUUUUAGGACACAGAUAUGUUUUAAAGCUAAAUCAAUAUUAAGGAAUUUAACAUGAAGAUUUAAGUGAGAUUGUCAAUAUGGAGACAAUUAUGUAUCAAGCUACCAUUUUUCUGGCCAGCAUUUUAACAGUUUUCGGCCAGACAAUAGAAACAACAUCCCAGACAAUAAAGAUUGAAGUUGGUAAAGUGGCCCAAUUUGAGUGCAAAGUUAAAAAUCUUCAACCUUCACAAACUGUAAAAUGGGAUUUUAUUGACCACAAUAUAACUAUAUCUAAAGGAUCUGUGAUACAUGCUGAGAACUAUGAGAACAAAUAUUCAAUAUAUGGACCUCAAGAUGGAGGGGGAUACUGGAACUUGCAAAUAUAUCCAGUGUUAAUGACAGAUGCUGGUACAUACAAAUGUUAUGUUGAUGGUGCUGCAGAUUCUGUGAAAGUGAUUCACCAUCUGCUGAUUGCAAAUGCACCCCCAGUUCCAUCUAUACCAGCUUUAAAUGUCACAGACUGUUGUGUUACAAAUGGAGUAGAGAAAUGUGCGCUACCAUUCUGCGAUACCUCUACAUCAAUCUUGGACCUCAUUAAAAUUACAAUAGCUGAUAAUGGUGAUUGCAUCUCAAGAAAUAUUCUUCAAAUUCUCAAAUGUGGACAAGAUGGAAGGAACCAUUUAGGAUGUUGUAUGCGUAAUGGACUGUCAGAUCUGUGUCAGAAUCUGUGUAAAGGUUGGGGAGAAGAUGAUGGCACAGAUUACACAUCAUGUAUCAGUGAUGCUCAGAUAAUGUCCUAUAUAACUUGUUUCAAGGAAGGAAAUGCAUUGUUACCUAGUCCUCCUACUGAUGUGUCAGCUAUAAAUACUGGAAACUCUCUUCUUGUUACCUGGCAACCGCCUCAUGACAACCCUGAUGUUGUUGUUGGUUACAAAGUCCAGUACAUGGAAGAGGGAUCUGAUGUUCUAAACUCUACAUCACUUUUACGUCUUAAUUCACUUGUGAAAGAGUUGACGAAUCUAGAGCUGAAUGUAGUGUAUGAGAUACAGGUAGUUGCUAUAGCAAGCAGUGGAGCCAGUCAACCAUCUCUCCCUAUACUGAAGUCUACUGCAGAGGUAGUACCACUAUCAAACUACACACAGACAAUACAAGAUUGCUGUAAAAAAUACAAUGUUACCAGUGAUUGCCAAGGUUACUGUGCGGCCAGUUUGUACUACACUGGUGGACAUCCUGACAUGCUAAAAUGUUUAUCAGAACUUGAUAUCAUUUAUCAAUGUAUUGCAGGGCAUGGCGACCACUCCCCAUGCUGUAUGGUAUCAGGGGUACCAAGUGAAUGUUUAAGUUUAUGCAAAGGGGAACCAAUCCUAGACUGGAGUAUUACAGGGUGUCUGAGCUACAUGAACAGAAUAUCAGCAUGUUUGAUUGAAGGCUCUGUUAUGAUGCCAGACCCGCCACAGAAUACCCGCAUACUUGCUGAAACUGUAACUGACACGUCUGCUGUUGUUGCCUGGGAAGCUCCAGGAAACUUUAAAUCUGGAGAUGAAUAUUUAGUCUCAUGGAAAAAAGACAAGGAUAUUUUUAAUGAAUGGAAAAGUGCAGAAAUAAAGUUUGGAACUACAUACAAGAUUACAAAUUUAGAGCCUGGAACCAAAUAUGAUGUUGUAGUAUCAACCGAGAAUGAGAAUGGUUCCAGUCUUCCUGAACUUACCCUUAUUCUUAUCACAGAAGGUUAG
Ruditapes philippinarum (Manila clam) is the source of this 1762-nucleotide messenger RNA. RefSeq names its product Ig-like and fibronectin type-III domain-containing protein 1. The record is from RefSeq and is a predicted model, not a curated record. Gene Ontology annotation, molecular function: protein binding. Bases 128 to 1762 code for a protein of 544 amino acids. NCBI's taxonomy places the organism in Eukaryota, Metazoa, Mollusca, Bivalvia, Venerida, Veneridae. The transcript is spliced from 15 exons.